Molecule: messenger RNA, 2025 nt
Organism: Colletotrichum destructivum
Lineage: Eukaryota; Fungi; Ascomycota; Sordariomycetes; Glomerellales; Glomerellaceae
Product: Putative major facilitator, sugar transporter, major facilitator superfamily
Exons: 8
Coding region: 280-1806 (508 amino acids)
Biological process (GO): transmembrane transport
Cellular component (GO): membrane
Molecular function (GO): transmembrane transporter activity
Source: RefSeq, a predicted model, not a curated record
UGCUCUUAUUACCGUCUCAGUCCCCCCUCCCCUGGUCCGGGUUUUCGCUCGCUGCAAUCCCUCUCCUCCCUCUCCCCCCCCCCCUUCACGCCGUUUCUUCGUGACACAGUCCUGCGCGCCGUUUCUCGAUCGAUUUACCUUUGUGGCUUGUCUCAAGUCUGUAGGCCCUCGACGCGCGGGAGGUUACUGCUCUUCUAACCAUCCAUCACUCCGAGGACUAACACCGAAGGAGGGGGGGACUACUGUAUUGAGUCCAGUCGCUUCCUACAUCCGACCAGCAUGCUUGACUUUCUAAGGAAAAAGUCGUCCGAGUCCGAGUCGGCGCCGCCGCCGCAGGAGACCUUGGCCGCGCCGCGCAAACCGUUCCGGAAGGCCAUCAUCCCCGUCAUCGCGUGCGGCGCCGGUCUCUUCUCCGACGGGUACAUCAACAACGUUAUCGGGUCCGUCACCACUGUCCUUGCGCUUCAGUAUGGCGACCUCUACAAGACCUCCAAUGCCAAGAAGUACGUCGGCGACAUCGCUUUCGCCGGCACCGUCGUCGGCCAGCUGGCCUUUGGCUGGCUCGCCGACCACUGGUCGCGCACCAACUCGCUUCUCGUCUCGACCGUCAUCCUCGUGGUCUUUACCGCACUCGCUGCCGGGUCGUACUUCAAGGGUGACGCCGUCGGCAUGUUCAACAUCCUGGCCGCGUGGCGCUUCUUCGUCGGUAUCGGCAUCGGAGGAGAGUAUCCCGCGGGUAGCGUCGGCGCCGCAGAGUCCACCGGCGAACUGAAGUCGGGCUCGAGGAACCUCUGGUUCAUCAUGUUCACUAACACCAUGAUCGACUGGGGCUUUGUCAUCGGCGCGUUCGUGCCGUACGUGGUCGCUGCCGCGUGCCACAACGGACACUACAGCACCAUCUGGCGCACCAGCCUGGGCAUCGGCGUCGUCUUCCCCAUCUUCCUCUUCGUGCUCCGCCUGUUCGUCAAGGAGCCCGAGGAGUUCACCAAGAACUCGAUGCGCUAUGCCAAGACGCCCUACCUGCUGUCCCUCAAGUUCUACGGCUGGCGCCUCUUCGUCGUCAGCCUGAUCUGGUUCAUCUAUGACUUCUCGGCCUACUCCUUUGGCAUCUACUCCUCCACCAUCCUGAGCAAUCUGUACGGCAACACGGCCCCGCUGACGACCGUCUUCGGCUGGAACACCGUCAUCAACCUGUUCUACAUCCCCGGCACCAUGCUCGGCGCGCCCGCCUCGGACUGGCUGGGACCACGGUACGCCCUCGCCCUCGGCGUCUUCUUGCAGGCCGUCGUGGGCUUCAUCAUGGCGGGCGACUACUUCAACCUGUCGCAACCCGGCAUGGUCGGCGGCUUCGUCGUCGUCUACGGCGUCUUCCUCGCCCUGGGCGAGUUCGGGCCAGGGAACAACAUUGGUCUGCUGGCGGCUAAGACGUGCGCGACGGGCAUUCGCGGCAAAUAUUACGGCGUCGCUGCGGCUAUUGGAAAGAUAGGCGCCUUCGUGGGGACUUGGGUCUUCCCGUACAUCCAGGCUGCCGCUGGAGACGACGCCGUCGCCUCGGCCCAGUACCCCUUCUGGGUCUCGUCGUCCCUGUGCGUCCUGUCCGCCGCCCUCGCGAUCUUCUGCCUGCCGCACAUCGGCCAGGACACCAUCGCCAUCGAGGACGCCCGCUACCGCGCCUACCUGGAGGCCAACGGCUACGACACGCGACAGCUGGGUCUCAAGAGAGGCGAGAGCGUUGAGAGCGCGGACGAGCGGACCCCCGUGGAGGGCUUGUCUGAGACGACCAAGGGCGAGAAGACGGUUGGGUGAGUCAGAUGGAUAAGAGUAGUUAUGGGCGGUGAUGGAGAGGACGUGGCGCAAUGAUGCCAGCUACGGGUGGUCGAAGUGUCUGGGAAAUCCAUGGAAAUCAUUGCAGAGCCUUUGGAGCAGCGGAAUCGGGCCACUGAUGCUGGCCGUAAGCCCCCCCAAAGUGUUGAGUGAGAUGCUUGGGUAUCUGAUCACACUAUAAUGAAUAUUCUCAAUACUCAC